GAAUUUGCGCCUGACGCACUCUAUCUCUCUAGCUUGAGAAAAAUGAACUUUAUCCGCUGGCAUUAUCAUAUGCAUCAUCAUCUUGUGAUUUGGUCAUGAAAUUUCCUACCUUCUUAUUGUUCUAUUUCACUGGGUUCCUAGGUGGUUACCAAGUUGACGCUGUUUGUAUUUGGAAUAGAACUCAAUCAUGGACUGUCCCGUAUCAGAGUAUAUUGGUAGAAUGCUGUGAUAAGCCGCUCAAGCAGCUAAUCUUGGAUACUAUUCAUGGAACUAAUUUUGAGAGUCUUGCAAACGGAGAUUUUGCAAAAAUAGUUCAAAGACGUGCACAGAUGGAGUUCCAUUCCAGUUUCGAGACCAUCGUUUCCAAAACGAACUUUGCAAUUUCAUCGCAUUACCAUGGACCACACACUUGUCGAGUGCACAAGAAAGGUCAUUACUUGUUGGUUUAUGAGACUCCCGUGCAGUAUGAUCCAUACAACCUUCCCAUAGAGAACUAUCUAGCAUCCAUCGAUUCUUCCGACCCUCUUGGUAGCACUAAACCAUUCGGCCUUCGUGGUGACUUCCCUGACAUCAGUGACGACCCUACUGCAGGUGACGAUCUUUCGAUUCAACCACCCAGUGAUCAAAUUCUCCAGUUUCCGAACAAGUUUGCCUGGCCAGAUCCUGAUGAUGGUACACAUGAACCAUCAAAUAAAAUCAAGCGUGCUGACUUUGACGAGGAGGUGGAUGACUUGAUGGAGAUAUCGGUGAUGGAUUCGAAUUCUAAUUCGACACACCUUGAGGAAGAUCUAAAAAAGGAAUUCGCUUCAAAGUUCAACACGGAUCUAGAUCGACCUGGUCCACAACCGGUACCUCGGAAUAUUACAAAUUGGCGAAAGAAGGAACGAUAUCCAAAGGGGACUCAUUGUGAAUCUGGGAAGAGAGAUGGCAACAAAUGCUGCGAUGCACGUCUAGCUGCAACUAUGAGAGAUGCUAUGAGGCAGAUGGCGACUUCACCAGAGUUUGGCCCUGGGAAGGAGGGUAUUGUUGCAGCGGAACUUCAACAAAGUGUGCAAACCCGAUUCAAAAAGUCCUACGAAAUUAUCGUAUCUCGCUCUGAUUUUGUUGCCACCACUUACACCGCUGGAGAGAAGUUUUGCAAGUUCAAAACCAAAAACUUUGUUAUCCUGGCUUACGUCACGCCAAGACAAUAUGAUAUCGAUAAAAAAGAUGAUGAAAGAAUUUUGGCUGAUGUUUCUAAUCGGGAUCCACUGGGAUCUUCAGAGACCAAAUUUCCUGACGAGGAACCUUUUCACAAGGAACUUCAGCUUGAAGAGUCUGGAGAUCGUGCAGGGUAUCCAGUUGGCUCACACUGUUCAAACGACACAAGAACUGGGUCGAAGUGCUGCAAUCUGCGUUUGUUCAAUGCCAUGAAAGAUGGAUAUGAUCGACACAAGGCUUCACCAAAUUUCGACCGGUAUAACAUAAGAAACAUCUCGAAAGCGAUUCAGUGGAGUGUGGAGGAAGUGUUUCAACAUUCUGCGGAAGUUUUUGUGUCACUGGAUGAUUUUGCAUAUGCGACGAAUGAAAAGAAUGAAGAGUCAUGCAAAUAUCGAGUUGACAAAUAUUAUGUUUAUGUUUACACAACACCCGUACCAUAUCCAAUUCAUCAACCCACGUACAACGACAUCGGAAGUGCAAAACCAUUCCAUUGUCCUCCGGAUCUCAGUGGAUUAGACGGUACGGCAUGUUGCAACAGUGGCCUUCAAUAUGAAAUCAACCGCAUCCUCGACGAAGCACGGUACUCUGACAGUUACCAUAAGCACGACACAAGAUACCUUGCAAAAAUGAUUACUAGAGCUGUACAGAGAAGAUUUAAUACAACCUUUGAGACUAUCGUCGCCGAAGCAGAUUUCUCAUGGUCGACAAAUAAGUUUACGGGGAGAAUGUGCAAAAUUGAUCACGAAGGGUAUAAUGCAUUGACUUAUCAGUCUAGCUUACGGCCGCCUCGGGCUAUUGAUUUUAUUGAUUUUCCCAACGAUGUAACGCUUGACGGUCCGACUUUUGUGGAAAAUGGCUGGUUUGGAAAUGGAAACGGUGCUCUAUCCGCUCAAGCUCAAGUAGUUGUUCAGGCUCAGAUUGCCGCGCAAGCAGUGGCUCCACCACAACCUCCAGUUUUUGUCCAACAAUUUGUGGCUCCACAGUUUGUGCAAUUUGUUGCUCCACAGCCUCAGUUUGUGGCGGUUGCUCCACAGCCUCAGUUUGUGGCGGUUGCUCCCGUCCCUCCACCAGUUGCUCCAGCCGUGGCAUUUGCAGGAGGUGGAGGCGGUGGAGGAGGAUGCUUCUCCAGUGACACAUUGGUUACUACACCAUCGGGCAAGAAGAGAAUGGAUGAGAUUGACGUUGGAGAUUAUGUGCUAACUGCAAAUCGCGUGAAGACACACUUUACUCCUGUCACUUUGUGGAUCCAUCGCGAGUCUGAAAAGUUGGAAGAGUUCUUAACGAUCACUACCGAGAGAGGAAGUACUCUUCAACUAACACCUCUUCAUUUCAUGUACCGGACAAAGUGUAAUGAAUCUUCUGAAUUCCUAAAAAUUCUUCCCGAAAACCACGAAGCUAUUUUGGCUUCAUACCUUGAGAUUGGGGAUUGCGUGAUUUUGACCGAGAACACCAAGUUCCGCCAAGAGAAAAUAAAUCAGACCACUCGGGGUUUGAAAACUGGAAUCUAUUCACCGCUAACGAAAAAUGGACGGAUCAUUGUCAAUGACAUGUUGGCCUCCUGUUAUAGUGAAGUUCAGGCAAACGUACUUCAGACUACAUACUUUUGGGUCUUCAACCGUCUCCGUCAAAAAGUUCUCAACUUAUUUGGAAUUCUUCAUAUGAAUGAGAUUGAGCUUCCCACCGGAACAGCAGUGUACAAAGAGCUCUUAAGCCUAGUCAUCCCUAUGGGCAAAUAAUAUCCAUAUUCAUUUAACAGUGCAAUAUAAUAAUUUUAUGAAGCGAUCAAAUAAAUAGCUUGUUUAACUGUAUGUGACAUUCCGUAUCAUUUUUAUGAUUUUUAUGGUUUCUGCUAAAUUCAAGAUUUGAUAAUAUUAUUGACGGUGUGUUUUGAUCAUGGAAGAACGUAUUUGAUAAACGCGAUGAUACGCAUGUU
Caenorhabditis elegans is the source of this 3133-nucleotide messenger RNA. It is a transcript of the gene grd-2, whose product is annotated as Ground-like domain-containing protein. Gene Ontology annotation, biological process: animal gross anatomical part developmental process; cell-cell signaling; system development. The record is from RefSeq and is marked reviewed. Lineage: Eukaryota; Metazoa; Nematoda; Chromadorea; Rhabditida; Rhabditidae. Gene Ontology annotation, cellular component: extracellular region. The coding region runs from base 96 to 2936 and encodes 946 amino acids. The transcript has 12 exons.